Molecule: messenger RNA, 1454 nt
Organism: Neoarius graeffei (lesser salmon catfish)
Lineage: Eukaryota; Metazoa; Chordata; Actinopteri; Siluriformes; Ariidae
Gene: gapdhs
Product: glyceraldehyde-3-phosphate dehydrogenase, spermatogenic
Exons: 11
Coding region: 101-1108 (335 amino acids)
Biological process (GO): glucose metabolic process
Molecular function (GO): NAD binding; oxidoreductase activity, acting on the aldehyde or oxo group of donors, NAD or NADP as acceptor; NADP binding
Source: RefSeq, a predicted model, not a curated record
CAAGUUAUAUAAAAAGGGGCGUCAGUCGGAAGCAGCGCAGUGUUGCUGCAGCAUCACAGAGAGUAGGAGGUCUGAACUUGCAACCCAUUAAGCUGUGAUCAUGUCAAACCUUUGCGUUGGAAUCAACGGAUUUGGCCGCAUCGGCCGUCUGGUCCUCCGGGCCUGCCUGCAGAAAGGAAUUAAAGUCGCGGCCAUCAACGACCCUUUCAUUGACCUGAAGUACAUGGUCUACAUGUUCAAGUAUGACUCCACCCACGGACGCUACAAAGGAGAGGUGCAUCAUGAGGAUGGCAAGCUCAUCGUUGAUGGCCAGGCUAUCUCUGUUUACCAGUGUAUGAAGCCUGCUGAGAUCCCAUGGGGCGAUGCCGGCGCUCUGUACGUCGUAGAGUCCACUGGAGUCUUCCUCAGCAUCGAGAAAGCCUCUGCUCACUUGCAAGGUGGAGCCAAGCGUGUGGUAGUCUCCGCCCCCUCUCCUGACGCCCCCAUGUUUGUGAUGGGAGUCAACCACGAAAAGUACGACCCCUCCAGCAUGACCAUCGUCAGCAAUGCAUCCUGCACGACUAACUGCUUGGCUCCCUUGGCCAAAGUCCUCCAUGACAGCUUUGGUAUCGAGGAGGCUCUCAUGACAACAGUCCAUGCCUACACUGCCACCCAGAAGACAGUGGAUGGUCCCUCUGCUAAGGCCUGGCGCGACGGCCGCGGCGCUCACCAGAACAUCAUCCCCGCCUCCACAGGAGCCGCCAAGGCUGUGGGAAAAGUCAUCCCAGAACUCAACGGGAAGUUGACCGGGAUGGCAUUCCGCGUCCCUGUAGCUGACGUCUCUGUUGUGGAUCUCACCUGCCGUCUCUCGACCGCCGCCAGCUACGCUGACAUCAAGGAGGCUGUUAAGAAGGCUUCUCAUGGAGCCCUGGAGGGAAUUCUGGGAUACACAGAGGACUCUGUCGUGUCCUCUGACUUUGUUGGUGACACCCACUCCUCCAUCUUUGACGCUGGUGCUGGUAUUUCCCUAAAUGACAACUUUGUCAAGCUCAUUUCCUGGUAUGAUAACGAGUUUGGUUACAGCCACCGUGUUGCUGACCUCUUACUGUACAUGCACUCCAAGGAGUAAACCUCAAACCGAAGAACCCAGACCAGAACCGCAUUCCUUCUAUUAGAUGCACUCGAGUCAUAGCUGAAGCGCUAACAUCCCACAAACUCUCUACAAGACCAGCUAGUCUCUGUAGUGAUGUGUGUAUGCGCAUGUGUGUGUUUUUGUUUAGUUUUCCUUUUGCCUGGAGGUGUUUGAGUGAGUUGAACAGUAUUUGUGUCUGUGUCGCCUCAUGAAGCGUUGCUGUAGACGUUACCAUACUGAUGUUACUGUUACACUGGUGUCAAGAUCCACAGUUAAUGUUAAGUGAGGGAAAGUGCUGUGUUAGUCUAAAAGAAACUAUCAAAUAAAUAGUUUGGUGAAAAUA